GUUUCACUUUUCUAGCUUGCGCUAGAAUAAAAUACCAAAAUACACGGAUUUCAGUGUGCAUCGAAAGCCUCGCCGAAUCAGGACAUAAUUAAGUAAGCUGAGCAGUACUCUAUUUCAUGGACACAUUUGGGACGACUUAAGUCAAGUAGAAAAUGGCAUAAAAGGUGACAACGACCUCAUCUACUGCUGCCCAGGUUAACUCUGUACCAUGUCAGAUGAAUAUGGGCCUCCCCUCCCACCAGGGUUCACCAAGGAGAGUUCUGGGAGAGAUUCUGGUGACUCUGAGGGCAUGAAGGCAAAGGAAGGAGCCAUAAAUGGAUCUUCAUUUAAAACUUCAGUUAUUGGGCCUAUGCUGCCACCAGGGUUUAAAACUGGAAAUACUGAAGAUAGGGCUUCAAUGGAUAGUAUUGGACCAGUGUUACCCCCUGGGUUUAAAUCUGACACAGAGGAGAGGGUGUCAGAUAUUGGACCUGCUCUACCACCUGGCUUUAAGUCUAGCUCUAGCAGUGAGGACAGAGGAUCUGCCAUAGGUCCAGCCUUGCCUCCUGGCUUUAAGCCUAGCUCUAGCAGUGAGGACAGAGGAUCUGCCAUAGGUCCAGCCUGCCUCCUGGGUUUCAAGUCUAGCUCUGGCAGUGAGGACAGAGGAUUUUCCAUAGGUCCAGCCUUGCCCCCUGGCUUUAAUAGGCGACCUGGGAUUGUUGGGCCAUCUCUACCUCCAGGGUUUAGUCAGGAUACAGAAGAUGAUGCAGACAGAGAUGAUGAUGAUGAUGAUGAUGAUGAUGAUGAUGAUGAUGAUUUUGUCAUUGGCCCCAUGCCGCCAUCAGGUCCCACGCAUGAGGAGUCAGUUGCUGCAGAGGUUGAGAGGAGAGCAGAGAAGAUGAAGAAAAAACUCCUGGGAGAGGAUGAGAUAGAGACCCCAGUGGUCACUGAGAGGGAGUCCUGGAUGACUGAACUGCCCCCUGACAUGGGGGUCAAUCUCGGCCUUGGACCAAGGAAGUUCAGGUCUCAGCCUUUGCCAGAGAAGGGAGACAGGUCUGCAUGGACUGAUACUCCAGCUGAUAGAGAGAGAAAGGCAAAGGAAAUGCAGGAGGGGCGUGGCAGUAAGCGCCAACAUGAAGAGGUCUUUAUUUCUGAAAGAGACAGGAAGAUAACUGCACAGCUACAGGAGUACAAUGAAACACAAAGAAAAGAGUCACUGAUGGACAUGCAUUCAAAGAAGUUAAAGAAGAAGAAGAAGGAAGAAGAAGAUAAGCCCAAGGAAAGAAGGGAGUUCAGCAGGGAGGAUGAUCUGCAGGUCAAUAGAUUUGAUGAUGCCAAGAGAAAGCAACUGAUCAAAAAGUCACAGCAACUUAACAGUAGAUUUGCUCACGGGAAAUCUGGACAAUUCUUGUGAGCAGCAGAUAAUGUCACUGGGCAAUUUCUGUGAGCAACAGACUUGCUCACAGAAAAUCUGGGCAGUUUCUCUGAGCAGUAUAUUUGCUCAUUGGAAAUCAGCAUAUUUGUAAGAGCAACAGAUUUGCUCAUGGGAAAUCUGGACAUUUGCUAAGACAGUAGAUUUGCUCAUGGGAAAUCUGGACUAUUUUUGUGAGCAGUAGAUUUGCUCAUUGGAUAUAGGCAUGUUGAUAUCUGGACAUUUGGUGUAUGCCACAAUUCCAAAUAAAUUAUGGAACAAACUUCUGAGCAUUUGAAUAUGGCGGCACUGCAAUUGAAUUUAAGACGGAUGGAACAGCUCAUUAAAACAAAACAGCAACAGCAUUGUUAAAAAAAAUGUGGAAAUUCCUUGUUUAUGUUUCUGUAUAUUUCUAUAGUGUAUUGUAUAUAUUGGAUUAUUGCAUUGAAAUAAGGAAUAUUUUGGAUUGGUUAUGCAAGAGUCAAUCUCUAUCCCUUUAAGUAUUAAUUUUUUUUAAAACUGUUAAGUUGUUGCCAUGAAAAGGAAAUCAGUACUGUAAAUAACUUAACAGACAGGGGCACUUCUAAGGAACGUCAUAAGAAUUUUAAUUAAAAGAAAUUGGGAUCAUUCCUUGCUCUUUUUGUUAUUUGUGGCUGAAUAUUCAAAAUGUGGACAUCAGUAUACAAUUUCUAUGCUUGCAUGGCUAAAUUUGAAACCAUUUCACAUGUGCUAAACUGUAGAUAAUCAUAUAUU
Lingula anatina is the source of this 2143-nucleotide messenger RNA. RefSeq lists its product as uncharacterized. The record is from RefSeq and is a predicted model, not a curated record. NCBI's taxonomy places the organism in Eukaryota, Metazoa, Brachiopoda, Lingulata, Lingulida, Lingulidae.